UUUUUAAAUAAUUAAAGGAAAAUUAGGAAGCAUUUAAUAUUUCAUUCCAGGUAUACUCAGCGAAUCUUUAGUGUAGUUCAUUCUUAUUUGUAAAUUACUGUAAACAUUACCAAUGACGCAUAAAACUUUAUUUUCUUUUUAGUAAGGGAACUUGAUAAUAGAAGACAAUAUUAGGAAUUUUCAAACUUUGUGAAUUUCUAAACCCUUUUAUCAAACUCAUCUUCAGAUUUACCCAUCCAUUUGCCCUUUCUUUUAGGGUUUCCUGUGCUCUUUAGAAACACUUGUUACUAUGAAAUAAGAAAUCUGAUCUUCCUGUUUUACAUGUACUAUUCUUAAAUAAAUAUAAUAAAGCACUCUAUUAUGUCCCUUAGUUCCUUGAAUAACUUGUGAUAUUUGAUCUCAAAAUACUUGUUCCUACUACAACUGAAUUGUUUAGACUUCCAAAAAACACUUGGAGAGUUACUUAAAUAGAACAGGAAACAAAUACUUUUUCUAGUAAUACUUGAUUGCUGACAUAGCAAACAUAAAGGAUAUUUGGUAUUAACUUUAUGACAAAAUUAAUAUUAAAAAUUAAAAUCUCUUUAACAAAUUGAGUAUUGUAGUGGGCAGAUUUAAGAAUGGGUUGAAGGUGGUUUUGUGUGCCAGUUCCAUCUCGUUUUUCUUUGUUUACUGCCUCACUCUCAUUUUCUUCCAGCACUCAUCAUGUUUUGUGAUGUGGUACAUUUUUGAUUUGGGGCAAUUAAAUUGGUAAUCAACAAGUUGAAUCUCUUGGUUUCAUAUUUAGUGUAAGACUUAGGCCACAAACAUCUAAUGGAGUCAUGGGUAGAAAAUAAGAUACAAGAAAUUAUUGCAGACAUUUAACUUUUAAAUUGCAGACUAUCGGUGGUCCAUGUCAAGUGAUAGUUCACAAGUGGGAGACUCAUCUACAACCACGAUCAAUAACCCCUUUAGAAAGUAAAAUUAUUAUUGACGAUGGACCAUUUGGAAUCCACAUAGAUACUUUAUCCUGAAAAUUCAAGUUUUCUUCAGUGACCGGAAUUCUCACAGUGUAUCAUGGUUAUCGUGCUAAACAGCAUUCUUAUUUUAGAUGGUGUUGAAACUCUGGAUACUGGAUGGCUGACUUGUCAGACUGAAAUAAGAUUACGUUUGCAUUAUUCUGAAAAACCUCCUGUCUCAAUAACCAAGAAAAAAUUUAAAAAAUCUAGAUUUAGGGUAAAGCUGACACUAGAGGGUCUGGAGGAAGAUGAUGAUGAUAGUGUAUCUCCCACUGUUCUUCACAAAAUGUCUAAUAGCCUGGAGAUAGCCUUAAUAAGCGACAAUGAGUUCAAGUGCCGGCAUUCCCAGCCUGACUGUGGGUAUGGCUUACAGCCUGAUCGUUGGACAGAGUACAGCAUUCAGACAAUGGAGCCAGAUAACCUGGAACUAAUCUUUGAUUUUUUUGAGGAAGACCUCAGUGAACCUGUGGUUCAGGGCGAUGCUUUUCCUGGACAUGUGGGAACAGCAUGUCUCUUAUCAUCUACCAUUGCCGAGAGUGGGAAGAGUGCUGGAAUUCUUACUCUUCCCAUCAUGAGCAGAAAUUCCAGGAAAACAAUAGGCAAAGUGAGAGUUGACUAUAUAAUUAUUAAGCCAUUGCCAGGAUACAAUUGUGACAUGAAAUCUUCAUUUUCCAAGUAUUGGAAACCAAGAAUACCAUUGGAUGUUGGACAUCGAGGUGCAGGGAACUCUACAACAACUGCCCAGCUUGCUAAAGUUCAAGAAAAUACUAUUGCUUCUUUAAGAAAUGCUGCUAGUCAUGGUGCAGCAUUUGUUGAAUUUGAUGUACAUCUUUCAAAAGAUUUUGUGCCUGUAGUAUAUCAUGAUCUUACCUGUUGUUUGACUAUGAAAAAGAAAUUUGAUGCUGAUCCAGUCGAAUUAUUUGAAAUUCCAGUAAAAGAAUUGACAUUUGACCAACUCCAGUUAUUAAAGCUUGCUCACGUGACUGCAUUAAAAUCUAAAGAUCGGAAAGAAUCUGUGAUUGAGGAAGAAAAUACCUUCUCUGAAAAUCAGCCAUUUCCUUCUCUUAAAAUGGUUUUAGAAUCUUUGCCAGAAGACGUAGGGUUUAACAUAGAAAUAAAGUGGAUUUGCCAACAAAGGGAUGGCAUGUGGGAUGGUAACUUGUCAACAUAUUUUGACAUGAACCUGUUUUUGGAUAUAAUUUUAAAAACUGUUUUAGAAAAUUCUGGAAAAAGGAGAAUAGUUUUUUCUUCAUUUGAUGCAGAUAUUUGCACAAUGGUUCGACAAAAGCAGAACAAGUAUCCUAUAUUAUUUUUGACUCAAGGAAAAUCUGAUAUUUACCCUGAACUUAUGGACCUCAGAUCUCGGACAACCCCCAUUGCAAUGAGCUUUGCACAGUUUGAAAAUCUACUGGGAAUAAAUGCACAUACUGAAGACCUGCUCAGAAACCCAGCCUAUAUUCAAGAGGCAAAAGCUAAGGGACUAGUCAUAUUCUGCUGGGGUGAUGACACCAAUGAUCCUGAAAACAGAAGGAAACUGAAGGAAUUUGGAGUUAAUGGUCUAAUUUAUGAUAGGAUAUAUGAUUGGAUGCCAGAACAGCCAAAUAUAUUCCAAGUGGAGCAGUUGGAACGCCUGAAGAAAGAAUUGCCAGAGCUUAAGAGCUGUUUGUGUCCCACUGUUAACCGAUUUGGUCCCUCAUCUUUGUGUGGGGAGCCCAAUAUCCACGUGGAUGCCAACGGCAUCAAUAACGUGGAGAAUGCUUAGUUUUUAUUGUGUGAGGCCAUUUCAGGGCAUGCACCACUGUUUUGGGUGUUCACUUUUCAUUCCCGAGCAUUGUUUAUCUAUGCCUUUUGUGUUUCUCAGUCCACUGAAGCAAUAAUGAAGUAUUUUACUACAUCUUGCUAGAAUUUCAAGUAUACUAUUUAAAUCACUUGGCCAGGUAUAAUUACCAGUUAGUCUCUUUACAAUAAAAAGAUUUAUUGCUUGGUAAAUAUUUUAAACUAAAUAUGUAAACCUAUAAUGUUAAACAGAUGUACAUUAAAAGCAUAGCAUGUUGAAAUUAAAAUAUAUUAUAUAAAUUUCUCAUAUUUAUACUUGUUGCGGCUUUUCAUUUGAUCAGGUCUGAAAUCUUUAGCACUUGAGGAAAAUGACUAUGCAUAAUUAUACCUGACCAUGGGAAAAAUAAGUACCUCAAAUGCAUGCAUUUGCACUGGUGAUUCCAACUGCACAAAUCUUCGUGCCAUCUGUGUAUAUAUGUAUUUUUACACAGAUUGACAUGCACAUGUACCAUUUUCAUUCAGUAUGAAUCUUGAGGCUGCUGCCAUUUUACCACUUAACCAAACCAAUGCCUGUGUAAACAGUCUGGAGGUAAACCUUGACAACAUGAUUCAUAAGUCUUUCAAAAGUUGUUUUGCAUAAACGUUAAAAUUUCAAAAUGCUGCAGGGUGUUUAAUGUAUAAAAUAUCAGUAAGAGGAUGUAUGUAUUGCAUAUUUAAGUAGAAUAGAUCACAACAUAUAAUUUCUACUCAGUGCAUGCUUUAGGUUUUAAGCAUGAGGUUGUACAUGUUUACUGUUAAAGUUCUUGCAUCUGUGGUGCUAGGUGAGUGUGAGAAGGUGUCAAGGACUGAAAAUAUUUUGUUGCCUAAAAAAAAAGCCUGUUUGUAGGCAUUUUUAAUUUGCUUAUUGUAAGUGUCUCUCACUACCUAUUACACAUCGUUGCUUUGAGGGUUUGUAUUGUGUAUGUGUUGUAUAGUAGUUAAUCUCCACGCAGAAAAAUAAAUGUCCUGAAUGCUCAUAGUGGUAUUCUUUAUUGGUUAAUGUAUAUCAUGCAUGUAAUUUAUUCAGAAAUGUAGAAGCUCCUACUAAAUGUAUGUUCAUGUUUUUAGAAUUAUAUUGCUAAGGUUUCUUUCAUUAGAAGCAGAUUGUUUUGACAUAAUUGUAAUUUAAGAAUUAAUGUUAAAUAAAAUGACACAUUUAUUUUCUUCAUUAUAAAGUGAAAUUCCAAGAAGUUGUUAAUUUUAUAGUCAGUUUUACAAUCUUAUUAUGAAAAAUUGAAAUUGAGUUUCUACCCUAAAGGAAUAGCUUGUUUGCAUCUACCUUUUACUGCAUUAUUUUCACUAGCCAAUGUCUAAAUGUAUCAACAUAUUUUGGUAGUAACUGAAAACCUAAGACUUGAAAUUACAGGUUAUAUCUUUUUGUUUUUUUAAGCUAAGUAGUGCAAUUUUGGUUAGAUCUUACUUGUGUGAAGACAGACUUUGAAAUCCAAUGGUAUUUGUAACAUUGAUAUUUAAUGGAAAAUAGUGUAGGAAAUAGUAUUUUGCAAGGGUUCUAUUUGCUUUUCUCCACAUUUUCCAACAUUGUGCUGUAAGUUAGGUACUUCUAGAAAACUCUUGAAAGAGAAUAGUUUUUCCUCAUCCGCAGAACUUUGUUCAAUUCAAUUACCAUUACCUCAUGGUAAUCUCAUUAGCCAUAUGUGUAUGUGUCUAGUCCUGUUCUUUCAUCCUCAUUCUGCCUUUCCAGUUCCAGCUCCAUUGUAAAGAAUUGAGGACAGAGGGAAGGCAGAUCAUAAAGGAAAAAAAGAGAAGAGAGAGGAUGAGGAAAGGAUGUUGGUAGGGCUGUGGCUUCUCCUAGACAGCUUACAUUUUCUGAGAAGUACUUACAAUAACUGCUGACAAUUCACAGAACCUCAAUCUUCCUGACCUUAAAAGCCAGUGUUAUUAGAUGAUUAAAACACAACAAGCAGUGGCUCGCCAUUUUUAUAGGACAAGUCCAGGCUCCGUAUCACUAGCCAUUGCACUAAACACUCUGCUGCAGCCUCACCGCACCUGCUGAUAGACCCUGGACACGCCAUACUCCUGCACUACUCUCUGCCGGUAUCCAUGCCACCCUCUGGCCAGAAGUCCUCUCCUCCCCACAGACACUUUCUACCUGCCAAAUUCAUUUUCCUUCAGCUAGCAAUCUCUCUGAGCGCUUGCCGAGUCUCUUUCAGAAGGGAUAAAUCAGUCCUUUUUACUUCAUAGCAUUAUGUUCACACCUUGCAGCAUAGUACUCUGGAAAGAUGUUGAUAUUUGUCUUGCCUACCAGGCUGUGGGCUCUGCAAGGGCAGGGACCUUGUCUUACUCAUUUUUAUUUCUACAGUACCUGUGACAUAGUAGAAAAUAAAUGUUGGAAUGAUUGGGAUAAUGUAACUUGUAUCAAAUGUCCUUUUGAAUUAAAAGAUUUAGUUAUGUUUACUAAGAAUGUAAACUUUGAAUCAGUUUACAUUUUGACAGGGCAGCUUAUUGAUGUCAAUUUUGAAAUGCAGAGGUAUAGUGUUAAAUUAUGUUUUCUGGAAAUUGAGUGAAUUGUUUGAUAAAAUGCCACCAUUGUUCUCUGACAUUUUCUAUUUCUGGAAUUGUGUACUGUAACUGACUGGAUGUAAAUGUGAGGACCACAGCCCACUCCUGUGUCAUUAGUGCCUGAGAGCUACCACAGCUGGCUUUCUGCCACCCUGUUUACCUCACUCACAUUGUUUCACGUGACACUUGUCUUUCUCCCCUCCAAAUUCCGUGCUUAUGCCUACCUCAGUACUGCCUUGCUCUGCUGAAACACCUUCCUCUGCCUUCCUUCAGUGUCCAGCUCAGGUACUAUCUCCUUCAUAAAACUUUCCUCAGCUUUUGAUUAGAAUCAUGACAUUUUAAGCUGGAAACAAAUGCAGAAAACUCUGCGUUUUGCAUCUGGGCUAAUAAAUCCACCCAGAGAGGUUAAAUGACUUACCAAGUUGGGUCUAGAGUCUGGGUUUUGUGACUCCUAAUCCAAUGUGCUUAAACUAUGCUGCCUUCUAAAUUCUUGUGGCAUUUGUUAGCAUAUGCUUUCUUAUAGUCCAACUUUUUAUGUGCCUGUUAAAUUUCCCUAACAAGAUUGUAAGCCCCUUAGGGGCAGGGAGUUCUUUGCAUUUCUAGCACUACUAUAGUGUUCUAUACUUAGUUAUGAAUUAGAUGAAUAAAUGGUGGUGGCAACAAUCCUAGUUUCCUAACUCA
Messenger RNA from Choloepus didactylus (southern two-toed sloth), 6011 nucleotides. It is a transcript of the gene GPCPD1, whose product is annotated as glycerophosphocholine phosphodiesterase 1. The transcript is spliced from 17 exons. NCBI's taxonomy places the organism in Eukaryota, Metazoa, Chordata, Mammalia, Pilosa, Megalonychidae. Gene Ontology annotation, molecular function: starch binding; glycerophosphocholine phosphodiesterase activity. The coding region runs from base 1054 to 2757 and encodes 567 amino acids. Gene Ontology annotation, biological process: glycerophospholipid catabolic process. The record is from RefSeq and is a predicted model, not a curated record.